UCGGUUGUCGUCGUGUUUUUAAACACACUUUGUGUUGGUUUAAUGGUAUAUUUAUGUACUAUAGUUUGUAAACAUACUCAAUAUGUGAUAUUUAAGAUAUCCAUUAUGUUUAUGAUAGAGUAGGCGUACUAUAGCAAAGGGUAGUUUCACAUUCGUUGGUAACAACUAGUAUCAAUUGAGACUCCACAAACGCGUUCUAAGAAAGCUAGAUGCAGCGCAACGAAUAUAACAGAACUCCGGUGUCUCGAGACACGUUUCUUUUAACUUGACACGGAGUUCUGCGCGAGCUGCGGCGCAGGCGUUUACAUUGUUGAGAUAAAAAAUCAGCGCUAAUUCGUUCGUCCGCUGAGAAUGAUGGGUGUGAAUCUGUAAGUUAGUUUAUUACUAUUACCUUAUUAUUUAUGGAACGACUAUUCCGGUCCUUGAUUAAACCCGGAUAACUUAUCAGAUAAAGAAGAAGCGUUGUAAAGUAAGUUAUCAGCUUAUUCGCAGUGAUGUCUGUAGGGCCAUGUAGCGCAGAAAUUCAGCAGCGGCGGUUGGAGCUCGUGGACAACCACAGCGAACACUUGACGCGCCUUCUUGACUUGCUGUUCAACGUGGGUGCCGUGACCGAGGAAGACCUCAGCCUCAUUAGGGGUUCAGCUCUCAAAGGUGAGAGAGAGUGCAUGCGAGUUCUUCUGGAUGUGCUCAAUGGAAGAGGUGAAGAAUCAUGCAGGGCUUUCCUCUACUUACUACCAAGCGUUCAGGAAGAAUCAGCCUCAGCAACAAAACCAGGACAGACCAGGAAGCAAGACCACCUGAAAAAGCACAAAGACAUCCUGGCUAGACAGCACUGUGCGGUGGACUAUCUAAACAUCAGAGGUCUGAAUUCAGAGCAGACUAAGAUAGGAUGCUUGACGGAUAUUACAUUCUCAAGACAGACUGGCUAUGCAUCACCCUUGCAGUGCCGGCAUGAGGCCUCAGGAGUGGGUGAUGCUUUCAGGACAAGGGGGGAUGAGGUUGGUAGACAAGAUGAGAGCUGUGUUUUCAGGGACGUGUAUGAGAAUCUGCUGUCUAACAUAGCGAGUGGGGUGAAUAUGCUGUCCGGAAUUGCUGGGAGUGGGAAAACCACGCUUGUGAGACGGCUGGUGCAAGAGUGGGCUGCCGAAAGCAACUCGACCAAGAUUAUCCUAUCUCUGUCAUUUCGUGAGUUAAACCUUAUAACUCAGGAGCAAAGCUUGCAGGAGCUGUUGACUGAUCACUACAGCCACUUGAAACCCAUUCUGGUAGAUUUACUCACCUCAACCCCAGCAGUGUUUUUACUCAUUUUAGACGGACUUGAUGAAUUCUGUUACCAUCUUAAUUUCGAAAAUACUCCCAAGUGCUCAGAUCCUGAGCGGGUGCAGCCUAUACAGGCCAUUGUGGUAAAUUUGAUCAAGGGGAAUCUGCUUCCAGGUGUGUCCAUAUUCCUCACCUCCCGGCCUCAUGCUGUCUCCAAAGUGCCUCCUGUGCUGAUCAGUCAGUUUUACAGUCUGCUGGGCUUCUCCGUAGCUCAGCAGAAGCAAUACUUUGAGCAGAACUGUGAAUCUCCUGAAACUGCUGCUGCAGUGUGGGCCUCGGUAUCAUCCCAUAAACCCCUUCUCCUUAUGUGCCACAUUCCGGCAUUCUGCUGGAUUGUGUCCACUGCUUUGCAUGAUGGUGGCUCCUGUCUUUGUCUUGACACUGUAAGUGCCAGGCCAGGAAAAAGAGGAUUACGCAAUGAGGAAGCAAACCGACGAAACACUUCAUUGGGACCUAAGGAGUUAACAAACACCAACUUGUCCCAGGAGACCUCAAAACCAGUCACCAUCACUGACAUCUACUGUUGCUUCAUCAAAUCCAUCUUGCUGUUCCAUGUGCAGGGGCGUACAGAGUGUUCUCAUCUCACCAGGCUCCAACAUGCUCCUCACAUCCUUGGCGAAAUGCAGCCUUUUCUAAAAAGCUUGGGAGCCAUGGCCUUCAAAGGUCUAUUGGAGAGACGGUUCAUCUUUGACAGCUCUGAUUUGAACUCCUUUAAUUUAGGUAGUUCUAAGCUCUCACAGGUAUUCCUCAUAGAGAUUCUUAAAGAGGAUCGAGCCUCCCUUACCUUUGAAAAGGGCUACCAUUUCAUCCACACCAGUGUGCAAGAGUUCUUGGCUGCCCUGUAUUAUGUUUUUCAGUCUAUCUCAGGAUCAGAUCCAUUUUCAGGCCUCAAAUCAACCACGGGUCGCUAUUUCCUGUCUGUUUGUAAGCAUAUGGUGUCAUCUGUUCAUAAGUUUGGCAGACCACACCGUCUCUUCAGAAGAUGCAUAAAGAAGGCUCUUCGUUGUGGGGAACGACAUCAGUCUGGACACAUGGAUCUGUUCUGCAGGUUUGUAUGCGGUCUGUUGGUCCCUAGAACACGCCUAAUCUUAAAUGGAUUUUUCCCUGAUGGACCCCGGACACAUCUUCUCUUAUGCACACCCUCUCCAGGUCCAACUCCUCCUUUCCUUCUCCAUCUGUUACACUCCCAGCUCCAGAGCUCCACCCUCAGCCCAGAAAGGCAGGUCAACGUGUGUCACUGUCUUUACGAGGUCCAAGACCCUGGUUUGUCACAACGGCUACAGGGCUGGAUGAAACUCCUUUCACAGCAGGCUUCAAAUCAGUGUGGCUCUGUGAGCAGAGAGUGGAGCGAGCUGGCUUUCCUGUUACAGCUGAGCCCAGACCUGCAGUUUCUAAAACUGGAUGCACAAGGACUCAAUGCUGAUGGGCUCCGCAGGCUCUUACCAGUUCUUCCUCUCUUUUCAACACUCAGUGUGCAACAGAAUCCUCUUGGCCCAGAGGGGUCGGCUGUGCUAUCCCUUGCUUUGCGAAAUCCAGAUUGUUGCAUUCAGAGGCUGUGGGUGGUCGCGACAGGGCUUGGCUGUGAAGGCCUGAAGAUUCUUGCAGAAGCACUAAAAGAAAAUCGUACUGUGACUGACCUCAGAAUGGCCAUCAAUAAAAUUGGAGAUGUUGGAGCUGGCUUUCUUGCAGAAUUGUUGAGGACAAAUUGCACUUUGACAGAUAUCAGACUUCGUGACAACCAUGUAACAGACAAAGGAGCUGAACUCCUCAUGGUGGCCCUAAAGGAGAACACUACAUUAAAAUACCUGUGGAUGUUUGACAACAAGUUUUCCAAAGAGGGUGUCAAGAAGCUGAGAGAAUUUUCAAAGAGCAGACCUAAUCUUGACAUUAAAGUUUGUGACUGAUCCACAAUCAACAUACCAGGGAGGAAUAUUAAGGAUCAUGCUUUUCUUGCAAUUCAUCGGUUGCCUGGUACAGCAGUCACUCAUACACAUGACUAAUACAGUUGCUCAUUGGUCCUGAUAUAUUACUUGGAAUGCAUAUGUUUAAUGGACGCAAUCAGAAGCUGAGUUCGGAAUGGUAUACUACCAUACUACUUUUACUAUUUGUGCCUUAUUUAUAUGGCAUGUCCGAACUUAGCCAGAAUCUCCAGGUUUGACAGAAUCACUCAGGAUACUACUGCCCUCUACUGGAAUUUAAUGGAGAAUUCGCUACGUUUUUGUAUGGUACAUUGCAUUCAUACCACUGGAAUUUAUCAACAUUAAUGUACUAAGAACUGUCUACAAUAAUUCAGGCACUUUAUAGGCCUACCUUUUAGACUAUUUAGACCACUUCCCCAAAAGACUGGAUUGCUAGAAUUUAUUUUAUGAAAGAUGAAUUGCUUUCUUUUCAUUAGCAAAUCUGUUAAAGGUUUUGACUGAAGCUUAUGUAAUGUUUUUUUUUUCUUUUUUUAACUUGCAUUCUUUAUCUAUUCUGCUCUAGUGUUUCUUUCCAGUUUUCUGGUUAUAGUGCCACAAUCAAUCUCUGCUAUGGUUUAUUGCCCAUUUUUGUGGGCUCUUUACAGGCAGAGCUCAGGGCUCCACUUUGCAUCUAGACUUUACAUGCUUCUUAUACAGAACUAAAAAUGUACGUGUAACAUACACAAAAAACAGAGAGGGUCAUAUGUUGCACUUUGGUUAGUCAAUGCUUUUUAAGCUGACAAGGUAAUCAACUAAAUCACUAUAAUAUCAGUGAUUAACCUCACUAAAAUCACAAUAAGUGUUGUAACUGUUUAAACAAAAGAAAACAUUUCAUUAUGAACACAGCCUUCCUAUAUUAAUUAUGUUGUUGAUUUGUACGCCAAUAGUACUAUAAGAAUAGUGUUCAAAACAUACGUCCAUCUUAAAUGUAUAACUUCAUAUACAUGUCAAAAUGUAGCACAAGAGUAAGAAGUAAUUGCAGUGAUACUGUAUUUGCAGAAAGCUUAAAGUUUUAGUAACAAAAUGCUCAUGCAAUUUUUUUAUCAUGUAUAAUUUUUUUAAAUUUUAAUAAUACCAACAAUGCAGAGUAUGUGUGUUAUUAAGCAGUCGUUUAAACUAAAAUGUAAUGUACAAACGAGUGUUCAGUAAACUAAUUUAAGUGAAUUGUGAAGCAUUUACCCAUGUUCCCAUUGAUCAUGGUAUAAAUACUGGGGGAAUCUAUGCCCUUGGAUUUAAUGUAUUCUCCAGAUUCCAUUACGUUAUGCAAUGGAGUCUGUGAUAUGUCAUUUCUGCUACAGUAAGUUGCAUUGCUGCAGGUGUCUGAUUCCACACCUACUGCCUUGAUGUGA
Molecule: messenger RNA, 4627 nt
Organism: Xyrauchen texanus (razorback sucker)
Lineage: Eukaryota; Metazoa; Chordata; Actinopteri; Cypriniformes; Catostomidae
Product: NLR family CARD domain-containing protein 3-like
Exons: 7
Coding region: 495-3224 (909 amino acids)
Biological process (GO): regulation of apoptotic process
Molecular function (GO): protein binding
Source: RefSeq, a predicted model, not a curated record